AUGCCAACCAACGAACCCCCAAAGUCAUCCCUAGAAGUGAUUAUAAAAAGUACUAUAAACCUGAAUAUCUAUGGUUUAUUCGGUGAAUGUCUCGUGCUUAUGGGAUUCCUCAGUCUAUUAUUCAUUCCAAUCACGUUCUCCUAUUGGAUAACUAUUAUAGUGGGAGCUGGGGUCAGUGCUCUCAUUGAUACGCCAAUCAAAAGUUUUUGGGUGCCUAGCUACCCACAGGAGCAGAAAAUCAGAAAUUAUAAGAUAGGAUAUGUCGUGUUGGCAGUGGUUGGCCUGAUUCCACGUGUCGCCGUUUUGUAUUGCGGAGGAGUUUGUCCACAGAUCCUUUGGUACACCCUCAUUUUGUCUAGCUUCAUUAUUAAACAAGUUUUCGCCUACUUGAUCUUCCCUGCAUCACUCUUCUAUAAACCGGAUCUCAAGGAGUCUCAUAUUCUAAUUUCCAUAUCUACCAUUGCCCAUUACAUUCUUCUAAUUCUAAGUAUCCAAUAUGGAAUGGUCAAUUGGAGUUUGUACGACAUGAUUUCCAAUAUAAUAAUUCAAUUGUUUUUGGCACCGGUCUGCUGGGAAGCCAUGACAGCUUGCAUUCUGUUGAUGAGUGGAAAAAUUAGGACACGGACCCAGACACAGAAAAAAGCUACAGUACCCCAAGCACCACCAGCACCACCAAUAAUCCCGCCGACACCAAGACGAUCCCAACGAAUUCUUAGUCGACAACAAGUCGGAACACCAGCGCCACCCCCGCCACCGCCACCUCCUCCAACUAUUCCAACUGCCACCACCAUGAUGCUGCCCAACUACAUCUCGUGCUUCACGACGCCCCUCCAACUUCUCAACGUCAUCGUCACCACCGUCGUCUCCACAAUUCUCACCGUGUUGCUCAUCCUCAACUGGUACCCCGAGCACACUGGUAUCGUGUCGUGCUCAAUGGGCAUCUACAUUGGGUGUACUGUACUCGCAGGGAUUGGCGUACGGUGUGUCAGCUGGUUUCUGGAUUGGAAGUUCAAGGAGUCAGGGGAAUUGGGAAAGUGCCGGAGGAGUUUGAUGAUUUGGACGGGCGGUGUGUCGUUGAUUGGCUCGGGGAAUUUGGUGGUGGUGUAUCUGAUGGAUAUGACUUUUUUGCGCUACCUGUUUAUCCAAUUCACCACCUGCUUCUCCAGCCUCAUCCUCUCUCUCGCCAUCAUCCACGAGGUGCCCGCCGCCACCAUCCCAGCCAUGGACAACUCGAUUUCCCUGUUCCUUACGUUCUCUCUCAACGCAACAUUCUUAGUCUUAGGAUUCUUCCUUCCUUCUGGAUUCCAUCCAAACAAUAUCAGUUUCUAUCACACAUUGUACCAUAUCUACCACUUCAUUUUUGUCACCGGGAGUAUUCUAGACUUUUCGCUGGUUUUACAAGAUGAAUUUCGUUUGGGGACUAAUCCAGUUAAGGUGGAGCAAGUGGAGAUGAAGGAUGUGGUGGAGGAGGAGCCAAUCAGUAUGCGAGAAGCCAUGACAGUCGCCGUGUGCAAAGUGUGCGACACGAAACUUCCCAACGCCAAACAAAUCUGCAAAAUCAAACGACAAUGCGAGCAUACUGUAUGCGUAGAAUGCUCCAAUAAGCUGGAUGAGAAAAAGAGUAGAGCCGAGUGGGUGUGUCCUUACUGCAAACUCAUAUCGAUUGUUAAUGGAGAUAAUAGUCGGCGGAAGAAAGACGCAGCGAGGAAGAAGAUUCGUGAAGCAAAGGAAUCUGCAAAAAAGUUUUAA
This is a messenger RNA of Caenorhabditis remanei, 1749 nucleotides long. RefSeq lists its product as uncharacterized. NCBI's taxonomy places the organism in Eukaryota, Metazoa, Nematoda, Chromadorea, Rhabditida, Rhabditidae. Bases 1 to 1749 code for a protein of 582 amino acids. The record is from RefSeq and is a predicted model, not a curated record. The transcript has 6 exons.